AUGGAUACAGCACAAAAAUCAUGGGAACUCGAAAACACCAUCGCCCUCUUCGACCCCACCCGCGACGCCCUCUAUCAAUACGAUGAAGAAACCCACAAGUCCCUCAAUGCCUCCCGCCCGUGGGCCAAAGACCCGCACUACUUCAAACACAUCCGCAUCUCCGCCGUCGCCCUCUUAAAAAUGACCAUGCACGCGCGCUCCGGCGGCUCGCUCGAAGUCAUGGGCCUAAUGCAGGGGUACAUCCUGCCCAACACAUUCGUGGUGACGGAUGCCUUUCGGUUACCGGUUGAGGGGACGGAGACUCGUGUUAACGCACAGGAUGAGGCGAAUGAGUAUAUGGUGGGGUAUUUGCAGUCGUGUCGGGAUGCGGGGAGAAUGGAGAAUGCGGUGGGGUGGUAUCAUAGUCAUCCAGGGUAUGGCUGUUGGUUGUCGGGGAUUGAUGUGAUGACGCAGGAUAUGCAGCAAUUGAGUGGGCCAUUCGUCGCCGUGGUCAUCGAUCCAGAACGAACUAUUUCGGCGGGCAAGGUCGAUAUUGGUGCCUUCCGGACAUUUCCUAAGGACUAUACGCCGCCGAAGAUGGGGGAUGAGGAUGAUGAGUAUCAGGCUAUUCCGUUGAAUAAGGUGGAGGAUUUUGGCGCGCACGCUGCGCAGUACUACGGGCUUGAAGUGUCGCAUUUUAAGAGCACGCUUGACACCGAACUGCUCUCACUGCUCUGGAACAAAUACUGGGUCGCUACGCUCAGCCAGAGUCCUCUCUUCACCACCCGCGACUACGGAAGUAAGCAGAUGAUGGAUCUGAGUCAGAAGGCCAAGCGGGCCGCGAGGGGGAUCGAGAACAGUGGUUCGAGAGGCGGGGUUAGCUCGAGCCAGGACCAACAGUUGGAUAAGGUUGUGAGGGAUGGCCAGCGCAUUGUCUCAGAGGAGGUGAAGGGGUUGUUAGCCGCUGAGGUGAAAAUGAAGCUCUUCCAAGGGGUUGAGGAGAAGCCGACGAAGACAGAGACUUGA
Molecule: messenger RNA, 1005 nt
Organism: Aspergillus chevalieri
Lineage: Eukaryota; Fungi; Ascomycota; Eurotiomycetes; Eurotiales; Aspergillaceae
Gene: RRI1
Product: Mov34/MPN/PAD-1 family protein
Exons: 2
Coding region: 1-1005 (334 amino acids)
Biological process (GO): protein deneddylation
Cellular component (GO): COP9 signalosome; cytoplasm
Molecular function (GO): deNEDDylase activity; protein binding; metallopeptidase activity
Source: RefSeq, a predicted model, not a curated record